AUGUUGAAUCGUCCGGCAUUCUUCAAGUUUUACGUGCCUUGGCUUGGUGAAGAAAAUCAGAAAAUCCCUCCAAGGUUUAUUCAAUCUCUUCCAGGAAACUGGCCAAAGAAUUUGUCACUUCGAGACCGUUAUAACAAUUUGUGGAAUGUGAAAGUGGAAAUGAUUGGCGGAGAUUGGUACUUUAAAGAUGGUUGGGCAAAAUUUGUUGAAGAUAAUAAGAUAAAAGGAGGGGAUAUGUUUAUCUAUGAGUAUUUCUCUCAUGGUUUACUUGACUUCAAAAUUCAUGGAGGCAAUGGUUGCAUGACAGAAGGUGCUGGGGGUCAGAUUAAUAGGAAUAUUGAAGAGCAGCCGAGUAUAAAGAUAGAAUCAGAUGAUGGCGUUGUAAAUCAUACUGAUAAACCUGAUAAUGUUCCUAUCGAUGAUAACGGCGAUUAUGAUUCCACGUCUGAAGAAGAGAAUCCAAGGGAUGACGAUAAUAUUCAAGGGGAUGGUACGACCAGUUCUAGCAAAUCCAAAGCCAAAACAACCCGCGACUGGUACGGUGCAGAGCUCAUCAAAUCCGGGUUCAUUCCACCACCCCGGAAUCCUUAUUUCGUGACCAAGAAACUAAGAACCAGAGCUAGUGAAUUGCAUAUACCCAUGGAUGUGAUCAAAAGCUACAAUCUGAAACUCCCUGAGAAUGUGACGCUCCUCGACCCAAAAGGAAGGCAGUUUCCUGCCACACGCAAGAUGUGGACGGACCGGAGGAUCUUCUACAUCGGAGGCUGGAAAAGCCUUUGCAAUGUGAACAUGGUGGACAUCAAAGACUCGUGCAUCUGCGAGUUUUUGUAUAACGCCGAUGAUCUAUGCAUCAGCGAUGUAUGA
Molecule: messenger RNA, 864 nt
Organism: Salvia hispanica
Lineage: Eukaryota; Viridiplantae; Streptophyta; Magnoliopsida; Lamiales; Lamiaceae
Source: RefSeq, a predicted model, not a curated record